UUGCGCUAGGUAUCUUGUGAUGGGGAUUGCUAAUAUUUAAAUUUAAAAUUAAUUAUAAAAUUAAUUUCAAUUCCUAGAGCAUAUCAUUUAUAUUAUUUUUGUUCUCUUUCAGUCAACAAUUCUGCUGCUACAAUAUCUGCUAAUAUUAAUAGCAUCCCAGUGCUUAACGGCACGAAUUUUAAGGAAUGGAAAGAGAAUGUUAUGAUCGUUCUCGGUUGCAUGGAUCUAGACCUUGCACUUCGGACUGAGAAACCCGCCGCUCUUAAGGACACAUCUACCCUCGAUGAAAAGAGGGAGAUGGAGAGGUGGGAACGCUCAAACCGCAUGAGUCUAAUGAUCAUGAAACGUGCAAUUCCAGAAUCAUUCAGGGGCACAAUGUCUGAUGAGGCCGAUGCAAAAUCAUUCCUUGCCGAACUUGAAAAGCGUUUUGCUAAAAACGAAAAGGCGGAAACUAGUACUCUUUUGAGCACUCUUGUUUCCAUGAAGUAUAAAGGCAAAGAGAACAUAAGGGAGUACAUUUUGGAAAUGUCUCAUAUUGCUUCAAAACUAAGUGCACUAAAGCUUAUUUUACCUGAGGAAUUGCUUGUGUAUUUAGUUUUGAUCUCUCUUCCUUCUCAAUUUAAUCAAUUUAAAGUCAGUUACAACUGCAUUAAGGAGAAAUGGUCUCUCAAUGAGCUCAUUUCUCAUUGUGUUCAAGAGGAAGAGAGAAUAAAGCAAGAUAAGACAGAAAGUGCUCAUUUGGCAUCUACCUCUAAGGGCAGCAAUAAACGAAAAAUUAAGGAAGCUGCAAAUUCGGGGCCUCCCAGGAAGCAUCACAAGGAAACUAAGGAAGAAACUAAGGAAUCUGGAUGCUUCUUUUGCAAAGGGACUAAUCACAAGAAAAAGAACUGCACUAAGUACCAUGCUUGGCGUGCGAAAAAGGGGUUGCCUGAGCUGCCGAAAACCAAUUGAUGGUGAAAGAUACAUCUAUGUCGGUGAUGGCAAGCGGGUUGAAGUUGAGGCUAUCGGUGUUUUUAGAUUAUUAUUAAAGACUGGUUUUUAUUUGGAUUUGAAAGAGACAUUUGUUGUGCCGUCAUUUAGGCGGAAUUUAAUUUCUAUUUCUGCAUUGGAUAAAUUUGGUUAUUCUUGUUCAUUUGGAAAUAGUCAGUUCAGUCUAUU
This is a messenger RNA of Cuscuta europaea, 1158 nucleotides long. The record is from the annotation of a GenBank genome assembly. Lineage: Eukaryota; Viridiplantae; Streptophyta; Magnoliopsida; Solanales; Convolvulaceae.